CGCUCUAGCUUCGGACCAACCUUCUUUAUUGUGGUUUCUCUCGGACUUUUUGGUGCAGCCAAACACAAUAAACAGCCAUGGAUGCCAUUAAGAAGAAGAUGCAAAUGCUUAAGCUCGACAAGGAGAAUGCCUUGGACAGAGCUGAGCAGGCUGAGGCAGAUAAGAAGGCAGCAGAGGACAGGAGCAAACAGUUAGAGGACGAGAUAAGAGAGGUGGAAAAGAAUUUGCGUGUAACUGAGGACCACAGAGACAGAGUGCUUGACGAGUUCCAAAAGGCUGAGGAUAAAUUGAUCGAGGCCGACAAAACCGCCACAAAGCUCGAGGACGACUUGGUAGCUCUGCAGAAGAAGCUGAAGGCAACUGAGGAUGAGUUGGACAAGUAUUCUGAGGCUCUUAAAGAAGCCCAGGAGAAACUGGAAUUGGCUGAGAAGACAGCCACAGAUGCUGAGGGUGAGGUCGCUUCCCUGAACAGACGUAUCCAGCUGGUUGAGGAGGAGUUGGACCGUGCCCAGGAGCGUCUGGCCACUGCCCUUCAGAAGCUGGAGGAGGCUGAGAAGGCUGCUGAUGAGAGUGAGAGAGGCAUGAAGGUCGUUGAGAGCAGGGCCAUGAAGGAUGAGGAGAAGAUGGAGCUGCAGGAGAUCCAGCUCAAAGAGGCCAAACACAUUGCUGAGGAGGCUGACCGCAAAUACGAGGAGGUGGCCCGUAAACUGGUGAUUGUUGAGGGUGAGCUGGAGCGUACAGAGGAGCGUGCUGAGCUGUCUGAGGGCAAAUGCUCUGAGCUUGAGGAAGAGUUGAAAACUGUGACCAACAACCUGAAGUCACUGGAGGCCCAGGCAGAGAAGUACUCACAGAAAGAGGACAAGUAUGAGGAGGAAAUCAAAGUUCUCACUGACAAACUGAAGGAGGCUGAGACUCGUGCUGAGUUUGCUGAGAGAUCUGUAGCCAAGCUUGAGAAGACCAUUGAUGACCUGGAAGAGAAACUCUCACAUGCUAAAGAGGAGAACCUCGAUAUGCACCAGAUGUUGGACCAAACCCUAAUGGAGUUAAAUAACAUGUGAAAAGCUGGUUCUCCCCACCUCUUCCCAUUUGGUUUUUUUGUUGUUGUUGUUGUUGUUUUGGUUUUUUUGUUUUCGUUGUUUGCACCUCGCUUGCCAUAAACCCUCCCCUGGCUCCACAGUGGAGAUCCAGUAUCCAUCCAGUGUCGGCUUGUCAUUGUACACCAUCCCAUCCACACCCUGUUUCAGUGAAACUCAUCUUGGGAGAAAAUCUUAGGAAGAGUAAAGCAUUUCUUAAAAUCAGCCCACAGUGAGAAACACUAGAAUCAGUACCGGCUGGUUUAUCACUGAAAUGACAUCUACAUCUACAUGGGGUCUUUUUUUUUUGACAAGUUAUCAGAUAAAAUAAUGUGACAUUUAUAACAAAGAUUUCUUUUCAGCAUGCUUUAGCCUGACAGUAAUGUCAUGAUGUACUUCCAUUUCAGUCUGGUUAUACACAUACUUUGUGGGGGGGGGGGGCUCCCAUAAGAAAGACAAAGUGGACGAAAAUUGCACUUAAUCUUGAAAUUAUGCACAUAAUUGUCAACAUAGUCUACUCAAGUCUUAAGCCAAGUUAAGUAAAGAUCCUUAAAAAGAGUUUAGUCCUUUUUUUUUUUUUUUAAGACAAGCUUCCUUGGAAGUAUAAGUUGUAUUAGGUCCAUAAGCAUGGUGGUGCUACUGUGAAAACACAGGUCCAGCAGUUUGUAGUCUGUGUGGUGAAUUAAAAAAAAAUCCUACAUUUCAUUUGGAUUCCUCUCCACUUAUUGGUUUAGUGCCAUUCUGUACCCUGAUCAGAAAGGGAUUUCUCUUUAGUACCAGUUUUAUUAAUUUAUUUUUCUUUAUGACUUAAACUCAAUACAAAAUGUACGGCAGCAUUUUUUUGGCGACUAUAUUUUGGGUUUCUUUCUGUGCUUUUGUCAAAACCUGUGGUACUUCCAUUAUGUCUAGAAACAUGGUCCAUUCAUAUCUGGUAGUGCCUCUUUUAUUUUACAGGCAUUUUAAAAAUGUACAUGUUUUAAACGUGUCUCAUAUCUGAAU
This is a messenger RNA of Chanos chanos (milkfish), 2072 nucleotides long. RefSeq names its product tropomyosin 1 (alpha) (gene tpm1). Bases 78 to 1058 code for a protein of 326 amino acids. The record is from RefSeq and is a predicted model, not a curated record. The transcript is spliced from 10 exons. Lineage: Eukaryota; Metazoa; Chordata; Actinopteri; Gonorynchiformes; Chanidae.